Lottia gigantea (owl limpet) is the source of this 1785-nucleotide messenger RNA. RefSeq lists its product as hypothetical. The transcript is spliced from 10 exons. The record is from RefSeq and is a predicted model, not a curated record. NCBI's taxonomy places the organism in Eukaryota, Metazoa, Mollusca, Gastropoda, Lottiidae. Gene Ontology annotation, biological process: protein phosphorylation. Gene Ontology annotation, molecular function: protein kinase activity; ATP binding. Bases 1 to 1785 code for a protein of 594 amino acids.
AUGACGACUCAUCAUUUUAAUAAUCGAAUUUUGGAUUUAAAUCAAAUUUCGACGAAAAUGGAUUAUAAGAAGAGACGUGAAAUGAGCUUGUAUUCUGGCGAGCUUCACUGGAAAAAAGUUCUACGAGUUCAACAAAUUAAAACUGAGACUCGAUCAAAUUGUGAAUGUGGUAGGAAGUCGAAGAAAAGAAAACAUUGUGAGGAACUAGCUGAUCCUGAUGCUCGACCGAUUGGAGUGUUCGCAAGGGUGUGUGCACGCUUCCGGAAAUUGAUUCGAGCGCGGCGAAAAUAUGAAAGUUUGGACGAGUCCAGACACAUUAAUCAAAAGCCAUUUUUAAGAGGAGCUUGUCCGACCGAGACACAACACUUUUAUCACAAGAAAUUAACAAAAACAGAAUCAGUUAACCAAAUAGUUAAAAUUGAAAUAACGACAGACGAUACUAAUAGCAUUAAAGAACGUGAUUGUCAUAGCAACAAAUCAAAUAACAAAGUUAGUCCCAAACAAAGGCCUGUGUUACAGACAUUACAAUUGAAUAAAUUUUCUCCCAAAUUUGACCGAGAGGGGAGUCCAGAGAGACGGACCUUGUUGUCCAACCAACAGGAUUUAAAAGAUGUUGAAGAGGCUCUACAGCACCAUCUUGGAUACGAAAAGAAACUGUCACCGCUCCGUGUUCCCACUGAUGGACUGACAGUUAAGAAUCCUCUCACUACGACCAACAGUUGUCCACCGAAACCCAGCCCAGUGGGUUCCAAUGAGGAUCUGGUGGGGUUUAAACGGUUAUUAAUGACCUGGCCAAUCCCUGGUAGGAAAAUCACAACUGAAGAUGAUUUUGAAGAUGAAUUGUUGUCUGAGAGUCGAGAGUUCAUCGAAAAAUUAAUAUUACAAGGUCGACGGUCAUUAGAAGAUUUUUCUAUACCAUACCAAUCAGUAGAGAUUAUAGAAUGUUUAAAACAAGGUGCCCGCUGUAAAAUCUACAGAGGUCGAUGGCACGGUGAUGUGACUGUACAUGUAUUUCAAGAUAAAGAUGACGUCACUGAUACAUUCUGGAAGAAUUUAACCAAACUGUGUCGAAUACGACAUGAAAAUAUUAUUCUGUUUAUGGCUGCCUGUACCAAAUCUCCCGAUUUAGCUGUCGUCACAAGCUAUCACAGAGGAACAUCACUGUAUGAACAUAUCCAUAUAAAACACGAGAAGAUAACUAUGUAUGAUAAAGUACAGAUAUUACGACAGGUGGCGCUUGGAAUGGGGUAUCUUCAUGCUAAAGGAAUUGCGUUAAAAUGUCUCAAUUCACAUAAUGUAUUCUUAUGUCCGAAGGUUAAACUGAGUGCUAUGGAUUGGGGAAUCGCUGAAUCUGUUCACGAAAGGUCGGACUAUGCAAUCAUUCCUCCUCACCAGUUAACCUACGUAGCACCGGAAGUUCUGGCCUGUGUCAGUGUCGUUCCACCGAGACUCGUUACCACGACAACAGCAUAUUCCAAGGAAACCGACAUUUUUGCAUUCGGCACGGUGAUGUAUGAGGUUUUUGCUGGUAGAUAUCCGUACGAUGAUUUAAACCCAAUGACGUUAAUCUGGCAGGUGUGUGGAGGCAGGCGGCAACUUCUUGAUAAAGUUCGAUGUACAACACCUAUAAAAAAGAUGAUCAACAGUUGUUGGUGUCAGGAACCAUUCCACAGACCAGAGUUUUCUCAUCUUAGUAAAUCACUACUUAAAAACUUUCCGCUUCAUAAACGCCAUAGCACUUCAGAACCAAAGAAGUUACACAAACUGGGACGCCGUAUGGACUGA